This is a messenger RNA of Sphaeramia orbicularis (orbiculate cardinalfish), 5210 nucleotides long. RefSeq names its product beta-1,4-N-acetyl-galactosaminyl transferase 3b (gene b4galnt3b). Gene Ontology annotation, cellular component: Golgi cisterna membrane. Lineage: Eukaryota; Metazoa; Chordata; Actinopteri; Kurtiformes; Apogonidae. Gene Ontology annotation, molecular function: acetylgalactosaminyltransferase activity. The record is from RefSeq and is a predicted model, not a curated record. Bases 327 to 3581 code for a protein of 1084 amino acids. The transcript is spliced from 20 exons.
UUGUUUGUGUCGUGCGCCAAAGCUGGGCUAUCAGGAGCAGAGGUCGGCACGGCAGCAGGCUCACUCCGCUUUGAGGAGCAACGGGAAACCUCUUCAAACUUUUAGAUGGUCGAGAGUGUUCAGUUUAGAUUACCGGCUUUCUCGGGUCAUGGUGGGAUUUUUCGCGGGAUGAGAGCCACCGGGGGCCGUGCGCACCGGGGACAGCCAGGGCGCCGGUAGUGGGCACCCAUCGGCGGACAGGGUCGCGGUCGGAUCGGUCCCCCCCUGACGAAACGAGUGACCCGACAGAUGAGUGAGUCGGGAGGACAUUUUGCCUGGGAGCCACGAUGAUCGCGACGUUUUUCCCCCUGAAGAAACUCCGGCGUAAUGGCAAAUGUCUUCUGUUCGGGGCGAUUCUGCUGGUCGGUGCCGUGGCUGUGUACCACGAGAUGGUUGCAGCAAAAGCGUGGACUGGUGAUACCGGCAUGAUGCCCGCAGCCGAUGACAGUAACUGGAGAAGAGCCAUGUUUGAUGGAAAGGCCAAAAGAGACCAACAACAUGACUCUGUGGAGGACUUGACCGUCUGGAGAUCCAGUUAUACUCCACAAACUUGGAAAACAGAGUAUAAAGGACAGGCCAAUCUGCAUGUCUUUGAGGACUGGUGUGGCAGUUCUACAGCUGACCUCCGUAAGAACAUGCACUACCCACUGUACCCUCAUUCCAGAAUCACAGUACAGAAACUGGCUGUCUCCCCUCAGUGGACCAACUACGGGCUCAGGAUAUUUGGUUAUCUACACCCCUUCGCUGAUGGAGACUUAGUGUUUGCUUUGAGUUCUGACGACAACUCUGAAUUUUGGCUAAGCACAGAUGAGUCUCCCCACAACUUGCAGUUACUGGCCUGGGUUGGAAAGACUGGCAGAGAAUGGACAGCCCCUGGUGAAUUUGAGAAGUAUGCCAGUCAGACCUCAAAACCAGUUAGGUUGUCUUCACAAAGGAGAUAUUUCUUUGAAGUUAUCCACAAGCAAAACGACAAGGGAACUGACCACGUAGAGGUGGCAUGGCAGCUCCUGGACCAAGGAUUUAGGUUCAUGGUUAUUGAAUCCAAGCACAUAUCCCUAUACAUUAAUGAGUCUGGCUUGUUAAUGAAUGAUGUUGCCCACAUACCACAGACGGUCGCCAGCCACCAACAACCCCCCGUAAGACAGAACACUGCUACGGCAGACAUGCUGAGGGAGGAUCCCAGAGACACUCUUUACCAUGUGCCUUUCAUAAACAACAAGCUCCUGCAAGGUGUUCUCCCUGACUGCUCCUACAAACCCAGCUAUAUAAUCAAAGACUUUCCUCUACUACGCUACCAAGGACUGCAGUUUGUUCACAUGUCCUACAUUUACCCAAAUGACUACACCCGACUCACCCACAUGGAGACAGAGAACAGCUGCUACUACUUUGACAGUCCACAUUACAUGAAAUUGUUUGGUUUCUCUAGAUACAUGAGACUGGACCGUUCUGACACUCAUGAAAAAGCCAGAGAUUUUCAUUUCCAGAGGAGGAAACGAGUCAUUGAUGAAGAAGAUGAUUUUUACACCAAUGCAUACCAAAGAGAAAAGGAAGUCAAGCCAGACCAGCAAAUAAAUAACGCACUUUUUCCAGACUAUGGGGAUGAUUUUGAUGAUUAUGCUCAGAGACGCAGGCGAAAAAUCUUCUCUUUAGCCAUAGAAGAAAGUAAUAACACACUGAAAAACAUUUCUGAAACAAGUCUGCACAUAGAUAAUGUGCAGAAGAGGCAGGUUAUGGACAAAGUUCCUCUGCAGCUGGUGUCAGUGCCAACCUCAGAAAAACUGGAACAGAACCAGACAGAGUCCAGAGGUCCAGCUAAAAAUAUAAAACAGAUAAGACCAAAAGAAAGGGUUAAACAAGCAAAAAUACAAAAGCUGAAAUCACUAGAGAAAGCUAUGAGGGAUGGGCAGAAUAGGACACUCAUAAAAGUGAAGAGAAAACCUUAUGGCAUAAAGGAAAGACCAGCUGUGCCAUCAGAGCAGCUCAGUUCUAAACAGCUUCAGAUGCAGAGGUCUCGUAAAAUGAACCUCACCCAAAUCCAGAGACUUCAAGACUCAAAGCUUCAACCUUCAGAGAGGGAAGAUCGUAAGCCUGAGAAAUCCACCGUGGGCAAGCAGCAGAGGCUGGUAGGCAGAGAGGUGGAGCUAGCAGCCACUAAGAGUUUUACCACUUCCAGGAGAGACGCCAACAUCCCUUUGGGAAGACUGAAUCAGAAAGAAAUCAAUCGAAGAAAAAGCCUCAGGGACAAGGAGAUUGAGAGAAAUAUGCCUCUACAACUGGAAGGGGAAAAUAGAAUUGGCGGAGAUAAAAUUAUUGUUAAAGGUAACAAUGCCAAAAAGUGGCAACAAGAGUUUAAGGACCAAAAUGAGGAGGAAACUGAUGUUCACAGCGAAGAUGGAAGGAGGGGAGAUGAUGAAAGAGACCCUUUUUGGGGAGAAGACAGAGACCUUGAAGGCGAUGAGGAGGACACAACACCUGCCCCAGUGUUUGACACUGAGGUUAACUGGAGCCAGACCUUCCAGGUCAACCACAUGGACCUUCAGCUCCAAAGAUCAGACUGGAUUGACCUGCGAUGCAACAUCUCUGGAAACCUGCUGCUCCACCCCAGUGAUGCUCAACCCAUGGUCAAGGCUUUCAUGGACAAACUCAACCAAAAGCACCGUGGGCGUUUUACACUGGUGCGUGUGGUUAAUGUGGUGAAGCGUGUGGAUGGGAUCCAGGGCAGCCGCUACCUUCUGGAGCUGCAGCUGAAGGAUGUGGAUGGCAAACUGCUGCGCCUGUCACACUACAUCUACGCUCUGAUUCGACACAGCAGACAACGCAGCAAGGGCUUUGGUUUCCAAAGGCAACAACCUCAACUGGUGCUAUGUAACCCCGUGGGCUUUCGCUGGAAUCCUAUUGCCACCGUCCACUUUAUAGUGCCAGUGAAAAACCAGGCCAGGUGGGUUCAGCAGCUCAUUACUGAUAUGGAGCUACUGUUUAGAGAAACAGGCGACUCCAACUUUAAUCUCAUCAUUACCGAUUACAACAGUACCGACAUGGAUGUGAGGCGGGCUCUACACAAGUCCUCACUCCCAAGGUACCAGUAUGUGAAGCUGAGUGGAAACUUUGAGCGCUCUGCUGGUCUGCAAGCAGGCGUUGACCUCAUAACUGAUGACCACAGCAUAGUGUUUUUGUGUGACCUCCACAUCCACUUCCCUCUGUCCAUUGUUGAUACCAUCAGGAAACACUGUGUGGAGGGAUAUAUGGCCUUCGCUCCAAUAGUUAUGAGGCUGGACUGCGGGGCUACACCAUUAGAUGCCAAAGGUUUUUGGGAGGUCAACGGCUUCGGUUUGCUUGGGAUUUAUAAGUCAGAUCUGGAAGCAGUGGGAGGAAUGAACACUAGAGAAUUCAAAGACCGCUGGGGAGGAGAGGACUGGGAGCUCCUCGACAGGAUCUUUCAGGCAGGACUAGAAGUUGAGAGGAUCUACUUGAGGAACUUCUUCCACCACUUUCACUCCAAACGUGGCAUGUGGAACCGGCGCGUGUCAUCCGACCACAGGUGACCUUGUUGCCUCUUGCUGACAUUGCCACAUUAACAACCAUGGCAACCAGUGCACUUUAAGAUUCCGGCUGUUUAAUUAUAAUAUUAGCUAACUGACGAGAGCAUUAUAAAUGAUGCUGACAUUGGAAUGAAUAAUGUCUUCAGUCACACAAGUGCUGCAGCAUCUAAGGAGAUACUACUGAAAUGUUCAGUCACAGACUCUAACACUGGAUGUAACGUCGACUACUAAGCUGACACUGGUCAAUGAGUGCCUUUGACUGUUAGAAUAUAUGAAGAUCCUUUUGCGCACCAUGUUGGUGACUUGAGACCAUGAUGAUCUGCACUACUGGUCUCAAAAAGCUGAACUUAUCCAAAGAUGAACCUGAGCAGAAAUGGAUUUAGAGGGAAACAUAUCAGUGAAAUAACAGUGCACACUCCUGCAACAUACACAAGGUGUCCUGUUUUGUAAAGAUAAGUCUUGCACAUGAGUCUUAACUGUAAUAAAUCUGUUUUGUUUGUGACAAAUUAAGUAUGUUUUAAACCUGGGUUGUGUAUGUAAAACAUGGACUUGUGUGUCAUGUUGUGAAUAUUGGAAAAGUUUAUAUUUAUUAUUUCUAUGUAGGUUUUUUUUUUUAAUUUGUGUCUAAUGCUAUUUCCAGGUGAUGAUGAAUUUUCCAAAUGUGUACCUCAGUUGACCUCCAUCCCUCAUUUGUUCUCAUUAAGGUUGAGUUUUUCUGCUGCUGAUAUUCAGGUACUGUUGUGAGCUGGUUUUUGAAGUAAAAAAAAAAACUGCCGUAAGCUGAAAAUACAGAGAUUCAGACUGGUUUAGACAAGACCGCCAUGAAACUGUACUCAAAUAUCAGAAAAGUGUGACAGUGAUUUAUGGUCUAACAAAGAAAAAUUGACUGUGCUGCCAGUUUCUGAUCUUACAUGAUUCACUGCUUCCUUCUAACAAGGAGUAUCACUAAAUCAUCUUUUUAUUCAUUCUGCUUAACCUAAUGCUAUUAUAUGCUUCAAUGGUGUAGUUUUACAGAUGAUUCUAAAAAAAACAAACUGUGCUUUCUCUGUUUUUUUUGUUUUGUUUUUGACUGAUCCUCUGCAGUCUACAGGGUGAAAGGAAAGCUGUCAUGUUGGUGUAGUGAAUGAGAAAAUGAUGUUGUACGUUUAUUUUUAUUUAAGACUAUUCUAAUGGCAGCAUUUUGAUUGUUCACAUUCCACUUAACACACUUCUUGUGCCUUUUUAAUUACUGACAUGUGAUUCAGGUUCAACCUUUCAGCAGUCUUAUCAUGCAGUUAACACAUUAUACAAUUCUAGUCUAAUGCCAAAUCUUGACUUCAGAUUUGUAUUUUGUAAAAUCAAAACCCAUGAGAGUUGCCUAGUGUUUUUCCUCUAUUUUUUUUCCAAAGCAUUCAUACUUCUGCAGUCUUGUUUCCUGUUUGGCUAAAACAUUCAGUGCCUUUCCCUGAAUCUCCUUCCUCACACUCCUUCAGGUUGUUGGUGUUUGUUUUUUGUUUUUAGAUAUACCUCAUCCCUGUCUUUAUGCAGGGAGUCUACUUUUGCCUUAUUGUACAGUUUAUGGGUCUCUUCUCUCAAAGACAGGUUUUUAUUCUGCCUUGACAAAUCUGAAAAAUAAAGUCAACCAAAAAUGUC